Molecule: messenger RNA, 8243 nt
Organism: Notothenia coriiceps (black rockcod)
Lineage: Eukaryota; Metazoa; Chordata; Actinopteri; Perciformes; Nototheniidae
Gene: map1b
Product: microtubule-associated protein 1B
Exons: 7
Coding region: 164-6202 (2012 amino acids)
Biological process (GO): dendrite development; axonogenesis; regulation of microtubule depolymerization
Cellular component (GO): cytosol; dendrite; microtubule associated complex
Molecular function (GO): microtubule binding; actin binding
Source: RefSeq, a predicted model, not a curated record
UUACUGAACAUGACACAAUGUCUGCUGGUAUAAAAAGCUAGGGCCACUCCUAUCGAGGCUCUACUGUGUGUCUGGAGGCUCCGGGGCUCUGCAGCGCGUAAAGGGAGGAGGCUGAGUGCAGAAACGGGAGAUAUAGCGUGAGAGAGACAGUGGAGAGGACAGGAUGGCCACCCUGGUACAAUCCGCAGAAAUGGAGACUUUAGGCGGUCAGAGCAGAACCGGGACGUCUCCCACAUCCGCCAAUCCCUCGCAGCACUUCAACGACAGCAAAUUUUACCUGCUGGUGGUGAUCGGGGAGAUCAUAACGGAGGAUCAUCUGAAGUGUGCCAUUGCGGACAUAGAGAGAGGGAUCCGCUCAUGGGACACCAACCUCAUCGACUGUAACCUGGACCAGGAGCUGAAGCUGUUUGUCUCCAGACACUCGGCUCGUUUCUCUGCAGAUGUCAAAGGACAGAGAAUUCUUCACCAUAAGAGUAAUAUACUGGAGACAGUGGUGCUCAUCAACCCUUCAGAUGAAGCAGUCAGCACCGAGGCUCGUUUGAUGGUCUCAGACACUGCCAGACACAAGCUUCUGGUUCUCUCUGGGCAAUGCUCUGAAAACAGUGGAGAGUUAAUCCUUCAGUCUGGAGCUUUCUCUUUCUUCAACUUCAUAGACAUAUUCACCGACCAAGAGAUUGGUGAAUUGCUCAGCACCAUUCACCCGGCAAACAAAGCCAACCUCACACUCUCCUGCCCUCAACAAGGAGAGUGGAAAAGCUCCAACCUGGACAAACACAACUUGCAGGACUUCAUUCACAUGAAACUAAACUCGACUCUCAUUCUCCCUGAAAUGGAGGGCCUCUCAGAGUUCACAGAGUAUUUAUCUGAAUCCGUAGAGAUCCCGACUCCUUUUGAAAUGUUAGAACCGCCAACCUCAGGUGGAUUCCUCAAACUCUCCAAACCAUGCUGUUACAUUUUCCCUGCCGGAAACGGUGACUCCGCCCUCUUUGCCGUCAACGGCUUCAACAUGCUCAUUAAUGGUGGCUCGGACAGGAAGUCGUGCUUCUGGAAGUUGGUGAGGCACCUGGACCGUGUGGACUCCAUCCUCAUGACCCACAUUGGUGACGACAACCUGCCAGGCAUCAAUAGCAUGCUGCAGAGGAAGGUUGCAGAGCAGGAAGAGGAGCAGUCCCAGGGUUCGACAGCUAACAGCGACUGGGUGAAGAACAUGAUCUCUCCAGAUAUUGGUAUUGUGUUUGUGAAUCUUCCUGAAAACCUGGACAACCCGGACCCGAAUUACAGAGUGCGAAGGAGCUUUGAGGAGGCAGCCUUCACUCAGCAGUUCCUCACCAAGCUAAAUUUGAGGUUAGAGCCUUUGCAGAGGCCUGUUGGAAACACUAUAGAACCACUGAUACUUUUUCAGAAAAUGGGCGUUGGGAAACUUGAGAUGUAUGUGCUUAAUCCAUCAAAGAACAGCAAGGAGAUGCAGCACUUUAUGAAGCAGUGGACAGGGACUGAAAAAGACACCGCCUCCAUUCUGCUGCCAAAUGGAAAAGAAUCCGAGUUCCCCGUCUCUUACUUGACUUCGAUCUCUUCGCUCAUUGUGUGGCAUCCCGCAAAUCCCUCAGAUAAGGUCGUGCGUGUUCUCUUUCCUGGAAAUGCCACCCAGCAUCAUGUCUUUGAAGGUUUAGAAAAACUGAAGCACUUGGACUUUCUGAAGCAGCCGGUUGUCACUCAGAAAGCGAUGUCUUCUAAUAUGCCGUCAACACCAACACUAAAGCAAGCUAAGAUGAAACACAGAACAGACAGCAAAGAGAGCCUCAAAUCUACCCCAAGGCCAUCACCAAGCAGAAGCAUCAGGAAGGAAUCAAAGGAGGAAGCCCCGGAAAAGGCAAAGACAGAUGCAGAAUCUUCUCAUGAAAAACCACAAAAGACUGAGAAAAAAGAAAAAGCCCCGCUGAAAAAGGCAAAGGCACCCGAGAAAGAAUCAAAGGCAAAGGCAGAGCAAACGGCCCAAAAUGAAACUCCAGAGAAAAAGAAGUCUGAAAUAAAACCCAAGGUGGAAAAGGUUGUAAAAAAGGAGACCAAAGUGUCUGUGGAAAAGAAAAAAGAAGUUAAGAAAGAAGUAGCAAAGAAAGAUGAUACACCCAAACAUGAAGUUAAAAAGGAUGAAAAAGUAAAGAAAGAGGAGGCAAAGAAGGUUAUCAAAAAGGAUAUCAGAAGAGACUCGCCUAUGAAAGAGAAGAAAGAAGAAAAGAAAGACUUAAAGAAAGAUGUCAAAAGGCCAGUUAAAGACAUAAAGAAAUCAUCCGCUGCGGGGGGGGAAAAGAGCCCAACACCAAAACCAAAGCCCCUGAAAAAAGAGGCUUCAAAGAAAGAUGUAGGAACACCAUCAAAAUUGAAAGACAAAGGAAAGCCAAAGGUGACAAAGAAGGAUACAAAAGAGGAAAGUGCCAAACUUGCAGUGAGUGCAGCUGCUGUUGCGGAGGAUCCAGAAGUAGUAAGAUCUCUGAUGUCAACACCAGAGGACCUCACUAAGGACUUUGAGGAACUUAAAGCUGAAGAGCUUGUGGAGGAUGAUGCAACUGUGCAACACAUCAAGGAAGAAGAGGCUGUGAUGAUCCACCGUGAAGAAAUAAUGCAGAACAAAGAGUCACCUGAGGCAUUAGAGUCUUUGGAUGAGGGUAUAACAACAACAGAGGUUGAAGGAGACAAUGAAGAGACUCCAGAAGAACAAGUUGUUAAGGGAAAACUCAUUGGCAGUGUAAGUGAGAAGUUUGAAGAUGAAGGCACUGUAAUGGAGGAGACAUCCGAGGGAGGGGAUUAUGAAGAGAAGGAAGAGAUGGAAGAAGUUUAUGAACCAAAUAAAGAUAAGCUUACUCCCAGUGAAGAUGAACACCAAGACCGAAAGGAUGAUGUUAAACAAGUGGAUAGUGUUAAAGAUGAUGACGAUGAUGUAACUUAUAAAAAUGAGGAAAGUCUUCACGUAAGUGAGAGACAGACCGAGAAACCGUAUCAGUUCCUUUCAGCAUCACCCAAAGUAUCCUCACCUGUUUCUCCAGCUGCAUCUAUCCAUGAAGAAAUGUUUCCGGUUGACUUUGAGAGCUCCACAACCUCGGAUGACGAGAACAGAGAUAAGCCCCCUGAAGAUUACACUGUCAGCUCUGGCCUUACUCAGUCCACUAUUGAGAUCUCUAGUGUGCCUACUCCAAUGGAUGAUAUGUCAACUCCUAAGGACAUUGCAAGCGACGAAAACAUCAAUGAUGAGUCUCCUUCACAGGACUUUGGCAGGUUUGCUAAAUCAGCAUCUGGGGAGUUCGAUGGGAAGAAGCCCUCUCCACUUCAGGAUUUGCCAUUGUCAGAUCACUCUCACAGUGAUCCCACAGAAGGCCAUGACUACAAUCACUCAGCUUCCACAAUAUCUCCCCCUUCACCUCUAGAAGAGGAUCAAUUCAAUAAAGGGUUUCUCACCGCAGGGAAACUUGAAGGGUUUGCAACAGCUAAAGAGUCAUGUGAAACAGACUCCACGAGACUGAGUUCAACUUCCAUCACAUCACCUCUUGUACGUUCUCCCUCAGUGGACCGCAAGGACAAUUUGGAUUCUCCAUCAGUGUUUGCUUCUCCAAUUGAACUGUCCACCACCAUGGCAGGGUCUCCAGCAGCAACAGUUGAUCCCUUCAUCAGCCCAGAGUCAGACAAGAUCUUGGAAGGAGCUAACUCACCUCAGUCCUCUGGUCACACACCUUACUUUCAGUCCCCAGUCGAUGAAAAGGCCGGAGCUAUACCACCUAUGUCAGAAGAUAAAGCACAGGGUCCAGUCAUUGUGGAGGUCACAAGUGAUAAAGAGGAGUCUUCCAAUAGAAGUACCCCUGAACCAGAAAGUUUCUCCGCUGUAGAGAAGGUAAUGUCCUCCUCAAAAAGCCCACCUCCAACUGAACCAGAUUCCCCAACAAAGAUGGAGAAGUCAGACUUCCAGAAAACUGGAGAUUCAAUCCUGUCUUCAGCACCAAUGUCCAAACAGGAAUCAGACACUAGUCCUUUUACAGCUUUUAAAGACGAGAGUAAAAUGUCCAUUUCAGAGGGUACCACAUCAGACAAGUCCGAAACUCCUCUGGAGGAGGUGGUAGCAGAAGAUACAUUUUCACAUUUAGCUUCAGCAUCCACCGCCUCGCUGGCCACCAGCUCUUUGCCAGAACCCACCACAGACUCUCCUUCCCUUCAUGCGGAGAUAGGAUCUCCUCACUCAACAGAAGUGGAUGACUCUUUCUCUGUCUCCAUGGUUCAGACUCCAACCGCCUUUCAAGAAGCUGAGGGAUCUCCAACCAAGGAAGAUAGCCCAAGGCCCAUGUCUAUCUCCCCAGACAUCUCACCAAAGAUGAAAAGCAGAACACAGGAUGCAAAAUCCCCAGAGCACUCCACCAUGUCAAUAGAGUUUGGCCAGGAUUCCUCUGACCACUCCUUAGCCCUGGACUUUAGUAAGCAAUCUCCAGAGCAUCUAUCUGCUGGGGGCACUUCACGUGCUACAGAAAAUGGCCCUACUGAGGUUGACUAUAGCCCUUCAGAGGGAACAGAUGAAAGACAAUCUGAAAACCGUAAUUCUGCAGCAGAGAAGCCUUUUCUUUUUGAAGAGAGUUAUUCAAUCCUUGCCACUUCUGCAACCCCAUCAGAUGCAUCUCAGUCCACUCCCUCUGUUACAACUCCUUGCCAGAUGACAGAGAUGCUACAUGCAACACCUGAGCAGACGGAUAAGUCUCCCGUCACCACAAAGGCAUCUUCUCUCACCCACUCUCCCCAUUCCAAUGAGCCAUCCCCAGUGCUGGGAAGUCCCUUGGCUAAAGACAGCUACAGCCCUAUUUCACCAUCUGUAGAGAGCAUAGCUAAUACAUCUGACACACAGCAGAAAUAUGACAAGUCACCCUCACCUCCCAAAGCUGCUUUCCCCUCAUCGACUUUUAGAUAUUCAAAAGAAGAUACCCUUUCCCCUGCAAAGGAGACUAAUCCCUUUAAAUGUGAGGAUUCAACACCUGAGGCAAAAUCCCCUGUGAGCCCAAAAGUCCCCUGUCCAUCAUAUCUACCUCUCUCCUCUGAUCCAUGUCAUUACAAUUCGGCCUGUGGCUCCAGAGAUCCUGACUCUAUUAAGAAGAGCCCCUUUGCUCCAUCUAAGACAGAUGUCGACCUAUGCCUAGUCACUUCAUGUGAGUACCGUCACCCUAAGACAGAACUGUCCCCAUCUUUCAUCAACCCUAGCCCUAUGGAAUACUUCAUUAAUGAAGAAAACGCCAGGGAGGAGGAGAAGCUUCUGACCAAGUCAGCAGGAGGGCCUCCACCUCCAGGUGGUAAGCUUUCCGUGAAGCAGUGUGAGGAGACCCCUCCCACAUCCAUCAGUGAAUCCGCUCCCUCCCAGACAGACUCAGAUGUUCCACCAGGGACCGAGGAGUGUCCCUCCAUCACAGCAGAUGCUAACAUUGACUCUGAAGAUGACUCUGAGACUCUGCCUACCGACAGAACGCUGACUUAUCGGCAUGCAGAUCCUCCUCCGGUGGCACUGAAGGACUCCGCUCCAUCUUCAGGCCACCAUGAUGUCUGCAUGGUGGACCCAGACGCCCUCAAGGCUGAAGAAAACCUCCACAAUGCUAAUGCAGAUGGAGGAGAGAAUCCCAAGAAGAAAAAGCUGAUCAAGAAGUCUUCCUCACCUGCCAGGAAGACUACUCUAUCAAAAGUAAAGGACACCAAGACUGCCUCUCCGAAGAAGAGUGUCGGGGAAGGGAAGGACGCUAAAAAUGCAACCAAUACCUCUGCAUCCAGAGGUGUUAAAAGUGCCACAUCAGGUACUGGCAGUGGAAAGGUAUCAGGUGGGGCAGCUCUGCCCAACUGUCCUCCCAUGUACAUGGAUUUGGUUUACAUCCCUAAUCACUGCAAUGCCAAGAAUGUGGAUGCUGAGUUCUUUAAGCGGGUGCGCUCCUCUUACUAUGUGGUCAGUGGCAAUGAUCCCACUGCUCAUGAGCCCAGUAGGUCAGUCCUUGAUGCUCUGCUGGAAGGAAAGGCUCAGUGGGGAAACAAUUUGCAGGUCACUUUGAUUCCAACCCAUGACACUGAUGUGAUGAGGGAGUGGUACCAGGAGACCCACGACAAGCAGCAGGAGCUCAACAUCAUGGUGCUGGCCAGCAGUAGCACUGUCGUCAUGCAGGACGAGUCCUUCCCCGCAUGCAAGAUAGAGAUGUAGGCUCUAUCUUGGAGAUCAGGAGGUCUACUGACAAUGAGAGGCAUCAUUAUUUGAGGAACAAAACAUGUAGCACUGAAACUUACAAUUAAACACUUAUAUGCUCAAAAGCUACUACUAAACCCUGAGAAAAUAAAUAUGUACAAUGAGAACUAACACAAAGUCUUCAUGCAAGGGACAAUGCUUUCUAUAUAAAGUAAGACAUGUAAUCUGAUUUGUAGGUAUAAUUCGAUAGUGCCGGGAGGAAAUUAGAAACCAACAAAGCCAUGAUUGUCCAUUUAUGCCAACUCUAACAAGUAACUCUGAUGUUGUUGUCGAUUUAUUGGGUUUCUUCUGCAUCCCUAGAUCAAAUAGACAGAUGUCAAUAAAAAAAACAUCCCUGCAUAAUGAUAUAUUCUUGGAUAAUGGCUGUUAUCCACACCAAAGGAUAAAACAAAAUGUUUUCUGUUAUUGCCUUAGGGAGUCAAAUUGAAUGUAUAAGAAAUGGUACAACUAGCAGAGUGGGCCGCUAGCUCUUCACACCAGAGGUCAAUCCCAAAAACUGCUGUUAAAUGGUUACAUAGUCGAAUGAUGGUGGAUGAAAUAACUUGAAAGGAUACUCAACACUGAUUACCAUUAAUAUGAUGUCUGACUUCAUAUUCAUCACGGGGGAUACAAAGUGCCCCCUACCAUUUUGAAACCUUAUGUUUUUAAAGUGGGCCGGGUAGUAUUUGAUUUAAAAUGCAUGUCUUAAAAUCUGCUUCAUGUUGCUGCUGAUGUAUGAAUAUUAAUUUAUUAUUUGUAAUAUUGUGCUUGAUUGUCCAGAUAGCCUUUUACACUGCACAACAGGAAGCUGCUUCAGAAUGCUCUCCCUUGCCUUUUGUCGUGUAAGGCCUUUUAUUUCAGAUUGUCUGUUUUAUUUACAUAUUUUAUGUUAUUUCACGAAGAGAAAAUCUGAAUUUAUUUAUUAUCCUUCUUUUUUUUCAUGUAAUCCUUGAGCUAUGGGGGAGCUAGCCUUUUCCCAUUGUAAAGCUGGUGAGGCAGGAUAUUUUCAUAGACCUUAAAUGUCUUGUUUUUCUAAAGCAUUGUACUAUAAUUAUAAAUAGCUUUGUGGCUGAUGGAGUGGUUGGAAGACAUGCAUGAUGCGUUAGAAUUUGUAAUUUUUUGUCCAUGGGGAUUUUGCUCAGACUUGCAUUAACAACAACAGGGCUAAGCUACAUAAAUACAUGUAAGGAGCAUUUUAUAAUUUUUGCAAGUUGUGCGAUAACAUUACUACAUUUAACUCGAAUGGCGUACAAAUGUGCACUGUAGGAACAUAAAACAUGAUUUCGGGUUUAGUACAGUGGAUUUUCAGGUUGAAUAAUUAUUGAGACAAAAGAGUGUAUGCUCUUUAGCCGGGAUGAAAGGAUAACAGCUUAGAGUAGAGGUGUAGUUUUGAGAGGGGCCGCACACAGAGGCGAGAGUGAGUGACUAAGGUGUUUUAAAUGAAAGUAUGUAAAACAAAGACACUUUAAACACAUACAUGACAAAACAAAACGAACAGUACAGAGGCCACAGGUGAACUUUGACUGGCCACCUUCUGGAGAAACAUUUAACAACUCAAUCAUUACAGGCUUUACUUGAUCACUAAAUAUUUCUGAAAUGUCAGGUGUUCAUAAUACCACUAUAGAUCGGUUUUCCUGCAGGGGAACCUUAAACCAACACCAUAACCAACAACAAACAUACAAACCGGACUGACAUUUCUCUAUCCUCUUUCUUCUAUCUCUUCACUCCCUGUCUUUCUCUCUGCCUUUUACUCCUUAUCUUUCUCUCGGGAGAACUUUACUAUGUCUGUCUGCAGCUGUGUGGUAAAAUUGUCUUGUGAUCUUGCAUCCUCUCUGCCCUUUUCCCAAACUCAUAUGUAACUUCUAGCAAUUAGUUUCAAUUGAAAGUAUUCCUCGGUGCUUUCUGAUGUUUGUGUGCAAUAUUUCCUCUACCCUUACGGCGAAUCUGAUGUAAGAGGAACCACUACUAAAGAAAAAACAUUAAAUAACAACCAAAAUAAAAUCUGUUGUGAAAAAAUAUG